CUUUGUUUGAAGAUACAAAUGAGCUCAGAAACUGAGGAUAGACUUCCAGUUAUAGAUUUCUCAAAGCAAGAGCUGAAGCCAGGCAGCCCUGAAUGGGGUUCCGUGGAAGUCCAAGUCCGAGAAGCACUUGAAGAGUAUGGCGGUUUCGAGGUUUUGUUCGACAAAGUCGCAGAGAUUCGAGAGGAGGUGUUCGGAGCCAUGGAAGAGCUCUUUGACCUUCCUUCACCAACGAAACAGCUUUUCAUUUCCAACAAACCCUUCCUUGGCUACCAUGAUGCUACGGCAAAACUACUGCGUGAAAGCAUGAUGAUCGAUGAAGCACAUGUUGCUGGAAACAUUGAUCAAGGUCUCACCAAGAUCUUGUGGCCUCAAGGAAACAUAAGCUUAAGCAAAACUAUUGAAUCUUUUACACAGUUAGCAGCAGGAUUAGAAAAGACGAUUAGGAGGAUGGUUUUGGAGAAUUUUGGCAUCGAGAAAUACAAGGAUGAACUCAUCGACAACACAAAUUAUGACCUGAGGGACACUAAAUAUGGAAGGCCACAAACCGGAACCGAGCCUACCCUUGGAGCAGAUGCGCAUAAUGACAAGGAUUUCAUGACUCUUUUGCAUCAAAACGAGGUUAAUGGGUUAGAGAUUCGAACAAAAGAUGGCGAGUGGAUCAAUAUAAAGCCCUCGCCCAACUAUUUCGUAGUCAUAAUCGGCGAGUCCCUUAGCGUAUGGUUAAAUGGUCGAUUGUCCGCGCCUUACCAUCGGGUAACGACGAAGGGGAACAAGGUAAGAUACAGCAUCGCAGUUUUCGCAAACCCGAGAGGAGUAUACCCUGUAAAGGUUCCAGAAGAGCUUGUGGCUGACAAAAAUGGCUUGCUCUUCAAAACCUUUGACUUCGAAGAAUAUUUGGGAUAUUACGCUGCCCAGGCAGCUCGAGGAGAUUUUAUUGAUCUUAAAGUUUACUGCAAUAUCUAAGAUUUUGGGCAUCAAUAAGCUUUAUUUGGAAUGGAU
Messenger RNA from Hibiscus syriacus, 999 nucleotides. Its product is annotated as probable 2-oxoglutarate-dependent dioxygenase AOP1. Gene Ontology annotation, molecular function: dioxygenase activity. The coding region runs from base 19 to 963 and encodes 314 amino acids. NCBI's taxonomy places the organism in Eukaryota, Viridiplantae, Streptophyta, Magnoliopsida, Malvales, Malvaceae. The transcript has 2 exons. The record is from RefSeq and is a predicted model, not a curated record.